This is a messenger RNA of Panonychus citri (citrus red mite), 1531 nucleotides long. It is a transcript of the gene Rpt1, whose product is annotated as 26S proteasome regulatory subunit 7. Gene Ontology annotation, biological process: proteasome-mediated ubiquitin-dependent protein catabolic process. Bases 133 to 1434 code for a protein of 433 amino acids. The record is from RefSeq and is a predicted model, not a curated record. Gene Ontology annotation, cellular component: proteasome regulatory particle, base subcomplex. Lineage: Eukaryota; Metazoa; Arthropoda; Arachnida; Trombidiformes; Tetranychidae. The transcript has 6 exons. Gene Ontology annotation, molecular function: ATP binding; ATP hydrolysis activity; proteasome-activating activity.
UUUUCAAAAAUUUCAAACAAAAGGUUUAAUUUUGUUUUGAUUAAUUAAUUGUUGUCUUUUCAUUUGAUUCUGUCAAUUAUUUAAUUUGUUUAAUUAGUGAUUUGUUUUGAUUCUUUUCUGCAAUUAAAUAGAAUGGAUUACCUUGGAUCUGAUCAACGGCGAGUGAAAAAGGAUGAAGAUGAUAAAGAGAAAGAAAUUAAAGUUCUAGAUGAAGUGGACAUACAGCUUCUUAAAACUUAUGGAACUGGUCAAUAUAGCCGAGCCAUUAAAAAAGUUGAGGAUGAUAUUCAAACCAUUUUAAAGCGAGUUAAUGAGCUUACAGGAAUUAAAGAAUCAGACACUGGACUUGCACCUCCUGCGCUUUGGGAUUUAGCUGCAGAUAAACAGACUCUUCAAAAUGAACAACCUUUACAAGUUGCUCGGUGUACCAAGAUCAUUAAUCCAGAUUCUGAUCAACCAAAGUAUAUUAUUAAUGUCAAACAGUUUGCUAAAUUUGUGGUAGAUCUUGCUGAGAAUGUUGCUGCAGCAGAUAUUGAAGAAGGUAUGAGAGUUGGUGUUGAUAGAAACAAAUAUCAGAUUCACCUUCCCUUACCUCCCAAAAUCGAUCCCACUGUGACAAUGAUGCAAGUGGAAGAGAAACCUGAUGUUACUUAUAGUGAUGUCGGUGGUUGUAAAGAACAAAUUGAGAAACUCAGAGAAGUCGUUGAGACUCCAUUGUUACAUCCUGAAAGAUUUGUUAAAUUAGGUAUUGAACCACCUAAAGGUGUUUUGUUAUUUGGCCCACCAGGAACCGGUAAAACUUUAUGUGCUCGAGCUGUUGCUAAUCGUACUGAUGCUUGUUUCAUUAGAGUAAUUGGUUCCGAGUUGGUUCAAAAAUACGUGGGAGAGGGAGCAAGAAUGGUUCGUGAACUUUUUGAAAUGGCUCGAAGUAAAAAGGCUUGUCUUAUUUUCUUUGAUGAAAUUGACGCAAUUGGAGGAGCUCGUUUCGAUGAUGGAGCCGGUGGUGAUAACGAAGUUCAAAGAACUAUGUUAGAACUUAUCAAUCAACUUGACGGUUUCGAUCCUCGUGGUAACAUCAAAGUUCUAAUGGCCACCAACAGACCAGAUAUUUUAGAUCCCGCUUUAAUGAGACCUGGUCGACUAGAUCGUAAAGUUGAAUUCGGUCUCCCUGAUCUUGAAGGGCGAACUCACAUAUUUAAAAUUCAUGCUCGUUCAAUGAGUGUAGAAAGAGAUAUAAGAUUUGAGCUUUUAGCUCGACUUUGUCCCAAUAGCACUGGAGCUGAAAUUAGAAGUGUAUGUACCGAGGCUGGUAUGUUCGCGAUCCGAUCAAGGCGUAAAGUGGCCACUGAGAAAGAUUUCCUCGAAGCUAUCAACAAAGUCAUCAAAAAUAAUGCUAAAUUUAGUGCUACUCCAAGAUAUAUGACUUAUAAUUAAGUUUAUCCCUUAAUAUUUGUCUAUCAAAUCCAAUUGAUAGAUAUGAAAAUUUUUUAUUAAAAAAUUUUUCUGGAUAUUUAAUUGAUAAAACAAACAA